Sorghum bicolor (sorghum) is the source of this 978-nucleotide messenger RNA. Its product is annotated as pectinesterase inhibitor 28. The transcript has a single exon. Lineage: Eukaryota; Viridiplantae; Streptophyta; Magnoliopsida; Poales; Poaceae. The coding region runs from base 221 to 901 and encodes 226 amino acids. The record is from RefSeq and is a predicted model, not a curated record. Gene Ontology annotation, molecular function: enzyme inhibitor activity.
ACUCCGCCACUUAGAGCUUGUUGGAGUCAACAAUGGCAGCCUACCAUACCAUGCAUGCAUGCCCUAGCUUCUCCUAUAAAACCUCGCUCGUCAUCCUCCUCCUUUCUUCACUCCAACACAAGCAAAGCAAGCAGCUCAACCUCACCAAGACAACAGCUGAGCCAGCAAGCCAAAACCAAGAGCAAAAACCGAAGCUGCUCGUGCAAUUGCUACGUCAACAAUGGCGGCCAGCACCAGGAAGGCAGCACUCGUGCUAACCCUAACAAUGGCGCUCCUCGCUCCGAGCAUCCUCGGCGCCCGCACCAGACCGCCGUCGUCUCCGCACCAUAGCCAGGGCCACAAGCGCUCGCCGCCUCCCGCUUCUCCUCCUCCGCCGCCGGCGCCCGCCGCACCCACGGCCGCCGCCGGACUCGUCCAAUCCACGUGCAACGCGACGGCCUACUACGACCUAUGCAUGUCAACGCUGGGCGCCGACGCAUCCAGCGCCACGGCCGACGUGCGAGGCCUCUCAUCCAUCGCCGUCUCCGCCGCCGCCGUGAACGCCUCGGGCGGCGCGGCCACGGCCGUCGCGCUGCUGGCCACCGCCGGCGCCGGCGGCGGCAACACCACGACCGCCGUCGACGGCACCACGCAGGCGCUGCUCCGCACUUGCGCCACCAAGUACGGCGAGGCCCGCGACGCGCUGUCGGCCGCCAGGGACUCCAUCGCGCAGGAGAACUACGACUACGCGUCCGUGCACGUCAGCGCCGCCGCCGAGUACCCGCAGGUGUGCCGGGUGUUGUUCCAGCGGCAGAGGCCUGGGGAGUACCCGCCGGAGCUGGCGGCCAGGGAGGAGGCUCUCCGACGGCUUUGCACCGUGGCGCUAGACAUCAUCACGCUCCUCACCAACAACACCAACUGAUCAUGGUGUGUUAAGUUGCCGGUGCAUGAUGCAUCUACCAUGCAUAAUAUAUAUGCAAGUGAUACCAACCUUAAUUA